Molecule: messenger RNA, 2403 nt
Organism: Lodderomyces jiufengensis
Lineage: Eukaryota; Fungi; Ascomycota; Pichiomycetes; Serinales; Debaryomycetaceae
Gene: OPT1
Product: oligopeptide transporter
Exons: 1
Coding region: 1-2403 (800 amino acids)
Biological process (GO): transmembrane transport
Molecular function (GO): oligopeptide transmembrane transporter activity
Source: RefSeq, a predicted model, not a curated record
AUGGAUAAAAUCAAAAGUAUCAUAAACCGUAAAGGUGAAAGUUCGUCUUCAUCUUAUGAAGGUCAUCCACAUGAUUUAAAUGAAAAAGCUGGUAUGGAAGUUAAUCAUAGAGUUGUUAAUGAUGAUUUUGAAGCUGAUAGAAAACAACCAGAUAUUGAAUUAGUGGUUUCAAAAUCUCAAGAAUUCGAUCCAGUUACUUCAAAUUUAAUUGCAGAUAUUAUUGAUGAUGGUUAUGCUGGUGUUCAUGUUGAAGAUGAUUCACCAUAUCCAGAAGUCAGAGCUGCUGUACCAAGUUCUGAUGACUUUGAAAUGCCACAAGCUACUAUUAGAGCUUGGACUUUAGGUUUGAUUUUAACUACAAUUGGUGCAGCUAUGAAUAUGUAUUUUUCACUUCAUUCUCCAACAAUUGUUAUUUCAACUAUGGUUACAUCAAUUUUAGCUUAUCCAAUGGGUAGAUUUUGGGCUUUUGCUAUACCAAAUGUUAAAAUUUUUGGUAUGCCAUUAAAUCCUGGUCCUUUCAAUUUAAAAGAACAUGCAGUUAUUACAAUUAUGGCUAAUGCUUCUUUCAAUGGUGGUGCUGCUUAUGCCACUGAUAUCUUGGUUUCUAUGAAUAAAUUUUAUAACAUUGAUUUUGGUGUUGGAUUUGCUUUAGUUGCAAUUCUUUCUACAAAUUUAAUUGGGUUUUCAUUAGGUGGAUUAAUUAGAAAGUUCGUUGUUGAUAGUCCUGGUGCUAUUUGGCCACAAAAUUUAGUUACAUGUAUUUUCUUAACUAAUAUGCAUAUCAAUGAAAAUCAUCCAGCAAAUGGUUGGAGAAUUUCAAGAUUAUGGUUUUUCUUAAUUGUUUUCAUCGGUGGAUUUAUUUAUUAUUGGUUCCCAGGUUAUAUUUUCACCGCAUUAUCUUAUUUUUCAUGGAUUACUUGGAUUAAACCAAAUAGUCCAACUAUUAAUCAAAUUUUUGGUUCAUCUUCUGGUUUAGGUAUGCUUCCAAAUUCAUUUUCAUUAGAUUGGAAUCAAAUUGCUGGUUAUGUUGGUUCACCAUUAAUUCCACCAGCAGGUACUAUUGCAACUAUUUUCCUUUCAAUGAUCCUUAUUUUCUGGAUUAUUGUUCCAGCUAUUUCAUUCACAAACACUUGGUAUGGUGAUUAUCUUCCAAUUUCUUCAUCAGGAUCAUUUGAUAGAUAUCAAUUAAAAUACAAUGUCAGUAGAAUUAUUGACAAAAAGACUUUAACUUUUAAUGAAAAAGCUUACAAAGAAUAUUCUCCAUUGUUUUUAUCAACUACAUUUGCUAUUUCAUAUGGUUUAUCAUUCGCUUCAAUUUUAGCUACUAUUGUUCAUACUGUUUUAUUCCAUGGUCCAGAAAUUGUUGAUCAAUUUAAACUUAAAGAAAAACCAGAUGUUCAUAAUAGAUUAAUGGCAAGAUAUAAAAGAGUUCCAGAAUGGUGGUUUUUAAUUUCUUUCCUUAUUUUCUUUGCUUUAUCUAUCGUUACAAUUAGAUGUUGGGAUACUGAAAUGCCAGUUUGGUGUUUAAUUGUUGCUUUAAUUAUUGCAAUUGUAUUCUUAUUACCGGUUGCUAUUAUUUAUGCUAAAACUAAUAUUGCAGUUGGUUUAAAUGUCGUCACUGAAUUUAUUAUUGGUUACAUGUUACCAGGUAAACCAAUUGCUAUGAUGUUUUUCAAAACUUUUGGUUAUAUUACUAAUAAUCAAGCUGUUACUUUUGCUCAAGAUAUGAAAUUAGGUCACUACAUGAAAAUCUCACCAAGAAACUUAUUCUGGUCACAAUUCAUUGCUGCUAUUUGGUCAUGUUUUGUUCAAAUUGGUGUUAUGAGAUGGUCAUAUGGUGCUAUUGAUGGAUUAUGUGAACCAGAUCAAGCCUCAUCUUUCAACUGUCCUGGUGCUAAAGUUUUCUUCAAUGCUUCAAUUAUCUGGGGUGUUAUUGGGCCACAACGUCAAUUCUCACAUGGUCAAAUCUAUUACGGAUUAUUAUUUUUCUUCAUUGUCGGUGCUAUUUUACCAGUUGUAAAUUGGUUAAUCUUGAAAAAAUGGCCAAACAGUUUAAUCAAGUAUUUACAUUGGCCAGUCUUCUUCUCAGGUACUGGGUUAAUUCCUCCAGCCACUCCAUACAAUUAUACGUCAUAUUGUUGUGUUGGUUUGAUUUUUGGAUGGUGGAUUAAAAGAAAAUAUUUCCACUGGUGGGCUAAAUAUAAUUAUUCUUUAUCAGCUGGUUUAGAUAUUGGUCUUGCUUGGUCAUUAUUGAUAUUAUCAUUAGCUUUAGGUUUGACUCAAACUGAAUUCCCAAGUUGGUGGGGUAACAACGUUGUUAAUGGAACCUUAGAUACCAAUGUUACUACAAACAUUCGUAAAAUACUUAAUGAGGGUGAAAGUUUUGGUCCUUCAAGUUGGUAA